Molecule: messenger RNA, 714 nt
Organism: Orycteropus afer afer
Lineage: Eukaryota; Metazoa; Chordata; Mammalia; Tubulidentata; Orycteropodidae
Gene: DUSP15
Product: dual specificity phosphatase 15
Exons: 7
Coding region: 1-714 (237 amino acids)
Biological process (GO): protein dephosphorylation; transforming growth factor beta receptor signaling pathway; positive regulation of JNK cascade
Cellular component (GO): cytosol
Molecular function (GO): protein tyrosine/serine/threonine phosphatase activity
Source: RefSeq, a predicted model, not a curated record
AUGGCCAAACUCGAAUCCCCAGAACCUGUACUUCCUGGACUCUACCUGGGAAACUUCAUUGAUGCCAAAGACCCGGAUCAGCUGGGCAGGAAUAAGAUCACACACAUCAUCUCCAUCCACGAGUCACCCCAGCCUCUGCUGCAGGAUAUCACCUACCUUCGUAUCCCAGUGGCUGACACCCCAGAAGUUCCCAUCAAAAAGCACUUCAAGGAAUGUAUCAACUUCAUCCACUGUUGCCGCCUCAAUGGGGGGAACUGCCUAGUGCACUGUUUUGCAGGCAUCUCCCGCAGCACUACCAUUGUGACGGCAUAUGUGAUGACUGUGACAGGGCUAGGCUGGCGUGAUGUGCUUGAAGCCAUCAAGGCCAAUCGGCCCAUCGCCAACCCCAACCCAGGCUUCAAGCAGCAGCUGGAGGAGUUUGGCUGGGGCAAUUCCCGGAAGCUGCGCCGGCUGCUGGAGGAGCGCUUUGGAGAGAGCCCGUUCCGGGACGAGGAGGAGAUGCGCGCGCUGCUGCCGCUGUGCAAGCGCUGCCGUCAGGGCUCCACCACCUCGGCCGCCUCCACCACACCGCCUUCCGGGACCUCCGAGGGAACACUACAGCGCCUGGUGCCUCGGACUCCCCGGGAAACCCACCGGCCGCUGCCGCUGCUGGCACGUGUCAAGCAGACUUUCUCUUGCCUCCCGAGGUGUCUGUCCCGCAAGGGGGGCAAGUGA